UUGGGCUAUUUAAUCACUGCUUCCUAGCUGCAGCCUGCCAGCACAGAGCACACACACAUAUAGUGUCACAUUAGGCACACUAGAGAGAGAGAGAGAGGGAGAGACAGAGAGAGAGAAAGGGGGACAGAGUUGCUCCCAUGAAUGAGUCCUUGUGAAUCUCAGCCCAGACACCUCUUUCAGUGGAUGUGCUUUAAAGAGCUUCAGAUCUUGCUCACCUACCCAUCCCAGUCCUGUCUUUGGUCAGACUCUGGAGCCUUAUCAUGUUGACCCAUGGAAUAUGCAGGUGUGCAGGUCCCAUUUCAAAACAUGCCAUUCUCUUCCUCCUCUUUCUUCUGUCCGGAGCCCAGACUGAAGAUGGCAAUUUGAAACAAAUACACGUCACUACAAGUGCAUUGGAAUUGCUUCCCCAUGACCUGGUCAACAACAGGAUUGGGAGGGAGAAUUCCCAACUCAAGGAAACAGGAUCUCAAAAUUCUCCUCAUUCUGGAGAAGAACUCUUGGAUUAUAAUUCUAAAAAAGAAACCUCUGCAUCUCAAAAGGAAGUAUCUGAAAUGCCUAGCACUGCUCCAAACUUUUCUGGAGAGCAAACCCUUCCAACAAGAAAAAAACCUCCAUCACUAAAGCAACUGAACACAGCGAGGAAAAACCUGAGACCUUUCAUUCCACUGAUCUCCGAAGGGCCAGUUGAUUCAAGUGUUAGCCAUUACCUGUCAACAGAAAAGGUUCCUGGUUUGAGGGAAGUCUCAUCUGAAGCUAAAGAAGUAAAGGAAUCUAUUCCAGAGUUUCCAUUAUGGAUAAACCGAAGAAGACAUAGCAGCGCUCUCUCUCAAAUACCUGUCCAAUUGACUCCUUAUACUUCUGUAGCUUCAGUUCCAAAUAGUCGAGAUGCAAUAAAAUUGCCAAUAUCUGAUAUAAACACAUCUAUGCAGGCAGAUGAGCCUGUUAGGACACGUUACAUGGACAAUGAUUUAAGUACAGGUGAUGAAAACCAAGAGACAACAACGUCUACAAUAAUAACAACAACAGUGAUCACUACAGAGCAGAGUCCAGUUCAAUGCAGUGUGAACUUCUUCGACCCCGAAGGAUACAUUGACUCAACUGAUUAUCCGCCACUCCCUCUGCAUAAUUUUCUGGAAUGUACCUACAAUAUUACAGUCUACAUGGGAUAUGGAGUUGAACUCCAGGUGAAAAGUGUUAAUCUCUCUGAGGGAGAACAAUUGGCCAUCCGCGGAGAGAGGGAUGAUGGUCUGGUAGUAUUAGCAAAUGAAACUCUUCUAGUGGAAGGUCAGGUGAUCCGAAGUCCAACUAACAGCCUAUCAGUUUAUUUCAAGACAUUCCAAGAUGAUGCCAUUGGAACCUUUCAACUUCAUUAUCAAAUUUUCAAACUGAGCUGCACUUUCCCUCGGAGACCAGAUUAUGGUGAAGUAAACGUUGUUGAUUUACACGCUGGUGGAAAAGCUAAUUUCCACUGUAACAUGGGAUACGAACUGCAGGGAACCAGAAACCUUUCUUGUAUCAAUGCUUCUAAGCCACAUUGGAGCAGCAAAGAACCUGUCUGCAUAGCCCCAUGUGGAGGCAGAGUGCAAAACGCAACAGUGGGAAGAGUCCUUUCUCCAAAUUUCCCCAGUAACUACAGUAACAAUCUCUUCUGUGCGUGGACCAUUGAUGCUCCUUCAGGACAGAAAUUGCACCUGCAUUUCGAAAAGUUUGUUAUGGGCGAAAAAGACAGGUUGGCUGUUUAUAGUAAUGGAAAGAUCCUCUUUGAUUCUGCCAAAACAGAGACGGUGCCGUUUGAAGGUCUGAUUAGUGAAGGAUCUUGCAUUAGAAUUGAAUUUUCUACAGAUGAGUCCAAAACAGCUCCUGGGUUCAACAUUCGCUUUGAAGCCUUUGAACGGGGCCAUUGCUAUGAACCAUACAUCCAAAAUGGUAACUUUACAACAACAGAUCCUACCUAUAGCAUGGGAGCUGUGAUAGAAUUUUCUUGUGAUCCUGGGCACUCUCUUGAACAAGGACCAGCUGUUAUAGAAUGCAUCAACAUGAAGGAUCCCUAUUGGAAUGAUACUGAGCCACUUUGCCGAGCUAUGUGUGGAGGUGAGCUUUCCACACCAGCAGGAGUGAUUCUGUCUCCAAACUGGCCUGAUCUGUACACUGAAGGAGAAGACUGCAUAUGGAGGAUCCAUGUGGGAGAUGAUAGAAGAAUAUUCCUUGAUAUUCAGCUAUUGAACCUGAGUAACAAUGACAUCCUAACCAUUUAUGAUGGAGAUGAAAUCACUUCUAAGAUUUUAGGACAGUUUGUUGGAAGCAGUGUACCACAAAAACUUUACUCUUCUUCUCCAGACCUAUCCGUUCAGUUUCAUUCUGAUCCAGCUGGGCUUAUAUUUGGAAAGGGACAAGGAUUUAUAUUGAACUAUAUUGAGGUGUCCAGGAAUGAUUCUUGCUCAGACCUACCGGAGAUCCAAAAUGGAUGGAAGACCACUUCCCACACAGAUCUUGUCAGAGGAGCAAAAAUCACUUACCAAUGUGAUCCAGGGUAUGAUAUUGUUGGAAGUGAAACCUUGACAUGUCAGUGGGAUCUCAGCUGGAGCAGCGACCCUCCAUUUUGUGAGAAAAUCAUGUACUGCACAGACCCCGGUGAAGUUGAGCAUUCUACUCGUUUAAUCUCAGACCCAGUUCUCCUUGUUGGAACUACUAUUCAAUAUACCUGCAACACAGGCUUUGUGCUUGAAGGAAGCUCUCUUCUCACAUGCUACAGCCGAGAGACUGGCACACCAAUCUGGACCUCAAGAAUCCCUCAUUGUGUUUCUGAGGAGUCCCUGGCAUGUGAUAAUCCUGGUCUACCGGAAAAUGGUUAUCAAAUUCUUUACAAAAGACUCUACCUACCUGGUGAAUCACUCACCUUCAUGUGCUAUGAAGGGUUUGAACUGAUGGGAGAAGUCACAAUUAAGUGCAUAUUGGGUCAGCCAUCACAAUGGAGUGGACCUCUUCCAGUCUGCAAAGCAACCCAGGAGCGUUUUGAGCAUGCUUUGCAAGUGGCAGAAGCAGCCGCAGAGACCUCAUUAGAAGGAGGAAACAUGGCCUUGGCCAUAUUCAUUCCCGUUGUGAUCAUUUCUGUGCUGCUUGGAGGAGCGUACAUUUAUAUAACAAGAUGUAGAUACUAUUCCAGCCUCCGCCUUCCUCUUAUGUAUUCCCAUCCUUACAGCCAGAUAACUGUAGAGACAGAGUUUGACAAUCCAAUUUAUGAGACAGGGGAGACCAGAGAGUACGAAGUUUCAAUAUAGAAGUACCAGGCUCCCUAACAAAGCAAGCGCCGGACAAUUUCAUCCACUUCUGACGUGAUAGAACUUCCUCAGUGCUUAAUCCAGAGACUAUGUGGAGUUGAAUUGAACCUUUUAGAUUUUUUUUUUAGUUGUAUUUCUGUUUCAUUCUUUCUUGAAGAUGUCCAUCUCCGUAUUUAUAACAUUUACAUUUAGAUAGGUGUGGUAAAAAAAAAUAUAGUGAAAAACUAAGAAAAAAAUCUUUGAUGUUGCAGGACAGAAUGUUAAGUAAUAUAAUGAGAAGAGGACACGAACACUACAAGGGUCAUUCUAUGAAAGUUCAGCAAAAUGGCAAUAAAUUGACAGCUUUGUAUAUUGCUUUUGCAUUAGUUCAUUAACUGUUUUAGUUUUAGUUUUAGUGCCACAGGGGUUUCCAUUACUAUAUUAAGCCAAGUUGAGGAUGAAUGCAGUUGAGUGUCAGUUGAUAGGCCAUGCCCCCAAAUAAUUUUAGAGGGCCAACGAGGGGCACUUCAUAUAACAUUAGUGUUCUAUCAGUACAAAGAAAACUGAAAAUGGUAAGUUUGUACUGAAAAAGUAUUACAGCUCUGCCACAUUCAUAUUAUUAUUAUUCAACUUUAGACAUGUAGAUUUGAUGCACUUUACAGGUUUACACUGGGCGUCUUCUGAAAUGUUGUUAUGGCCCACAUGAUUUUGUAUAUGGGAAUUUUAAAUUUCGUGGGUUAAUAAAUUGCCAACCAAAUUCUAUCAAGCAUACAAUUUUUACACAUGUCAUUGUAUCAAGAGAAAUAUGUUUAGAUAGGAGAGAUUUUCUGAGGUUCCUAUCUGCAGGGAUCAUUUCUACAUCAUAUCAAAAUAUUAUGCACGCUGGUUGUUUUUGAAAAAAAUACAUGUUCGGAAUUGUGCAUUGAUAAAUUAUGUACAGUAAAUAGACACCAACUGGCAGGGUUAUUCAUUACACAACUAGAAAACCGCAAUGGAAUUGGAUAUUUUAUGCCAAAAUAGUGAAUUAGAAAAACAGCAAUGUUGGAGAAUGGAUCCCAUUUAAGGCUCUUUUGGUCAAAAAUGCAAUUUCUUUAUACAUUUUUCACAAUUCUGUGACAGACGCCUACCUGUAUUUCAAGAAGUUUUGAUUUCUGAAAUUAAUUAUUUUGCAGAAAACAUAUGUUUCAAGGUACAAAGCAAACUGCACUUCAAAAAUAUUCUAAUUAAUGUGAUCUAGAUAUAAUGCAGAAUAUAAAUUCCCAUUCACAGGGUAAAUAUCAUGCAGUUACGUUUAAUUUACUCUUUUUUUUUUUCAAUUUCUCCAAUUUUUUUAUUUCUUUAACAGUAGUAAGUGACCCAAGUGCCAUUUUUGUACACUAAGAUUUCAUUAAAUUCAUUACUGUUACAUCUAUUUAAACACAGGUGACUUUUUAUUAAAUAAUAAUUUGCAAGCAAAAUUGAUGAGCCCUAUAAUUUUGGUACACUGUGCUCUAAGAAGGAUGCCAACCAGGGCAUAAUAUUAUAAUGUAAAAUGUGCACUAAUGAAGGCAUUACCAUCAACAUGUGCCGAGUAAAGUCAUAAUUGCAUGCAUGACAUGAACAGACAAACUUAAGAGGUGUCCUUAUGUUUGAUAGACUGGAAUUAAUUUACUUCAUCAUUGUCAUUUCCAUAUUGAAUUUUAGGGUCAGGGUUAUUAACUAACGUGGGAAUUCAAAGUUAAAGGGACACUAUAGUCACCUGAACAAUUUUAGCUUAAUGAAGCAGUUUUGGUGUAUAGAACAUGUCCCUGCAGCCUCACUGCUCAAUCCUCUGCCAUUUAGGAGUUAAAUCCUUUUGUUUAUGAACCCUAGUCACACCUUCCUGCAUGUGACUUGCACAGCCUUCCAUAAACACUUCCUGUAAAGAGAGCCCUAUUUAGGCUUUCUUUAUUGCAAGUUCUGUUUAAUUAAGAUUUUCUUAUGUUAAUAGCUUGUUAGACCCUGCAAGAGCCU
Pelobates fuscus (common spadefoot toad) is the source of this 5249-nucleotide messenger RNA. It is a transcript of the gene SEZ6L, whose product is annotated as seizure related 6 homolog like. The transcript has 18 exons. The coding region runs from base 261 to 3278 and encodes 1005 amino acids. Gene Ontology annotation, biological process: regulation of protein kinase C signaling; synapse maturation. Gene Ontology annotation, cellular component: neuronal cell body; endoplasmic reticulum. The record is from RefSeq and is a predicted model, not a curated record. Lineage: Eukaryota; Metazoa; Chordata; Amphibia; Anura; Pelobatidae.